Bursaphelenchus xylophilus (pine wood nematode) is the source of this 3367-nucleotide messenger RNA. The record is from the annotation of a GenBank genome assembly. NCBI's taxonomy places the organism in Eukaryota, Metazoa, Nematoda, Chromadorea, Rhabditida, Aphelenchoididae.
AUGAAGAGGACGAAGAAGGGGGCUGAAGUCACACAGAGUCAGGUGGUUGGACAAACAACGUCGUGAGCAAUAAAUGGGAUGGAACAGGUGUUGUGUGUCCGGCUCGACCCCAGGCAUAGGUCGGUACCCGCCCGAGGCCCCCAAUUCAAAGGCGUGGGAGAGUUCUCUUCUCAUUGAGGUCUCUCUUAAAACCAUUUUUUAUCCGCCGGCUACACUUUUGAAGUUUGUGUGUCCGUAGUACGUUUCCUAAAGAUUGAGGACAUUUGGGAGGGCCGGAGGACUUGCGUGGUGUCCGGAUACGUCGUUUAAUUUUAUGGGAAAUUAAAAUUUAUUAUUUUUCCAUAUGGGGGUUUACUAUAAAUAGUAUUUGUUUACUAUAGAAAACUUCAGGAAUAUUUCCUCAUUACACCAAUUUCCACUUUUUUAGGUAAAAUUUCGUUUUUCUGGCCCAAGCGAAAAUAAGGUUUUUGCAGAAUUCUGUCGUGUUGCUCAUUUCUUUCAUAAACCGCUUUUUCCUCGGAUCAUAUUUUUCGAAAUCCCGCAUAGGGUUCAAGCGACUAGUGGCGUCAAAUCGAACCAUGUGAUAGGGCCGACGAUUAUGCGUCAUUUUGUGAAACCUCGCCCUCAUUUCCAUAUCAUUCUCUGCACUUAAACAGUAGGACAUUCUCUACAUUCUUGUUUUUUGCACACCGAGUCCCGUGGAAGUUAGUCCCCAGCCGGCUCCCUUAAGUCGGUUGGAAAAAGACCCCGGCUGGCCCGUAUUUCCUCACCCUUUUUUUCUUGCUUUGGGCCACUUCCGGUCCCCUUAACUUAAAGAAUUUUUUCCUUCUUCCUUUCCCCCCAUUCCAGAACGAAGCAUUCCCCUCGCUCCUGCUUUUUCCAACUCCCAAAAACGCCGCACUUUCCACAUUGUUUCGCUCGGUUUUCACUUUUUUUGGUUCGAUUAUAUUCCAGAUCUUGAAGCCGUUCCUUUCUUGCGGUCUCUUCGCAAGACUUGUCGUUGUCAACUGUUGCCCCGAGGGGCGUUGAUCGGUUGUUUACAAUUUCAUUUUUGACGGAUCAUGUCGUUUCCCAGAAGAUAUCAUUGUUUUUCCCCAUUUUUCUUAUACUUUUCGAAACGUCGGCGCGACUUUGAAGCCCUCGCGUGUCGGAAAUUUGAAAGCCCAAAGUUUUUUUCAAUUAAAAUGCGCAAUUUUAGACGUCCAAGGCUUGGACAAGAAGCUACUUUAAUGAUGCUGGAACUGCAGUCCGAGUACCGGAUCGAUGCCGACCAGGCUAGCUCGUCGGUGAUCGAGGAUCCUAGCAAAAUCAGGAAUUGCUCAUCCUCAGAGUUGGCGAUUUGGCUGAGGGAUGACCGAGCACACUUAGUUUUGUUGGACUGUAGACCCACCUCCGAAUCGACCACCACCUUUGCGGGCGCGCAAAAGAUCCUUUUACCCACCGUUCUCAUGCGCCGACUACAGAAUGGAACUCUCUCACCCGGAAGUUUGGCGCCUCAGUUAGCGGAACAAACCCAACAAAUUAGGGUGAUAAUUAUUCCAGACAGAUGUGCCAAGUCGGUCAUGGCAUCCAAAGUGUACGAUAUGCUGAACAAACGGGGCUUUGAUGUGGUUUGUUUUGAUGGUAAGUUUUCUUGGAUGUCUGUUAAAUUCAUAGGGAAAUAGUUGCCAGAAUCACACAGGUCUAGAGUGCCCGAAAGCGUACUGCUAUUUCAGAGGAACCAGAAGACUUUGCCCGGCAUUUCCCAUCCCUGGUUGAGAGCACAAACUUUACGGCACCCCGCAAAAAGGGUGGAUUAAAUCUCUGUUUGUUGGCCAACAAGUUCUCGGAGAAUGUCAUCAAGCCGAGUGCGGAUCGAGGAUUUCCGGCCAAAAUCUUUCACUGCGUCUAUCUUGGGAACGAUGAAACGGCGAAAAACAAGGAACUUCUGAAAAGGUAAGCGAGAUGAUUGCAUGUUUUCACAUCGAGGAAAUGAUGGCAUUUCCACUAAUCUCUGAUUAUUCUAAAAAUAAAACUUUUCAGUUUUGGAAUCAGUUAUGUCAUAAACGUCACCUCGGAUCUGCCCAACUAUUACGAAGCGGAUCCGGACUUUCAUUAUCUUCGAAUUCCGGUGGAUGACUCCCACUCGCACAACCUCGCCAAAUACUUUCCGGGUAAGGGUUUUUUGUAUUCAUUAAAGUUAUCAGUAACCGGAAAAGGACUUCAUGUAGAGAGCUUAUCAAGUUGUUCUACAAAUACUUUUUGUAGAGACCUUUCUCUUUGUUUUGGGCGCUAUGUUUGAUGUAAACAGGAAGUAAUCGAAUUCAUAGGACCCCUUUUUUGCACAUCUUGGAAAACCUUAAAAUUGAGGAUCUUUUAAAAAACGCCUCAUUUAAAGUUGUGAUCUCUGAGCAUUUGUCAUUUCUAUUGCUUUUCCCAUUGUUCAUGAACUAAUUGCUCUCGGUGAUCUUGCUGACAAUUUUCCACGCUAAUUAGCACAUACAGCGUGCACUUUUGAUUACUAUUUCCCAUUACAUAUUCUACUUCCUUCGGGUCAAACUCCGGGCAUCGUUUUCGCGAGGGCGCUUGUUUACGAGACAUCGCGUGGUGGAAAUAUUUAGACAGGGCAAUUAGAUAAAGUGUCACACGACUUCCGGCAAACAUCUCACCUGUGGGAGUGGGGGGAUUAAUUUUAAUAAUUCCGGCUUUACUUGGAAAUUAAUCUCCUGAAUUGGCCAGUGCACCGUCCCUUCGGCCGCUUGUUCUGACGGCGGAUUUAAAGGGCUUGUUGACUGAAUUGAAUGGAAAUUAUUGCGGGGGGAUGGUUUCUCAUUUAUGUGGGAGCGGAAAAGGUGUGAAGAAAAGAAAGGGGCAUCGAGGGACCAAAAAUUGCGAAAUUACCACGUUUUGAUAGCAUGUUCUCUGUAUGAUUUGUUUUUUAUGGAAACCAAAAUGGUGUUUAUUUAUCCUUUAUUACUUAUAUCUCACUUCUUAUGUUUUACAUCCAAAUUUUCCCAGCCCUCAAACAAGCAUGUUUUGUUAAUAUUGUGUACCGUACUGACCGUAUUUCCUUGCAGAUGCCAUUUCAUUCAUCGAGAAGGCGCGCUCCGAGAACACCUCGGUCCUCGUCCAUUGUAUGGCCGGAAUUAGUCGUUCCGUCACCGUAUGCCUUGCCUACCUGAUGUACGUGAUGCAAUGUUCCCUGGACGAUGCAUUUGAUCGGCUGCUCCAUCAGAAUGCGUCAAUCCAGCCCAAUUUCCAUUUUAUGGAAUCUCUGUUGUGUUGGGAGCGGGAGAUCCGUAAAGAAAUGCACGCAUAUGUUGAUGAGAACUCCACCAUGCCCUCAUCUAAUUCUUCGGCAGCUUCGUCAACAUGUUCCUCGGCAUAG